This is a messenger RNA of Cyprinodon tularosa, 1004 nucleotides long. It is a transcript of the gene cryba2b, whose product is annotated as crystallin, beta A2b. The transcript is spliced from 5 exons. Lineage: Eukaryota; Metazoa; Chordata; Actinopteri; Cyprinodontiformes; Cyprinodontidae. The record is from RefSeq and is a predicted model, not a curated record. The coding region runs from base 190 to 780 and encodes 196 amino acids. Gene Ontology annotation, molecular function: structural constituent of eye lens. Gene Ontology annotation, biological process: visual perception; lens development in camera-type eye.
CUGCCCUUUCAGCCGGCCUGAUCAGCUGCUGAGUGUGCAAGGCUUCUGGGCAAAUGGAGCGCGUGGGUUCAGGGGGCCCAGCCCUAUAAAAACACAAGCCAGGGUCUUCUCCCCGACAUUGAUUAUACUGGAUCUGUCCCACCUCAGUACUGUCUAUAGAAGCAGCCCCCAAAGGGAGAAACAGCAGCCAUGAAUCCUCAACAGAUGGAGCAGAUGGGCCAGUUCAAGAUCACAGUCUUCGAGGAGGAGAACUUCCAGGGAAAGUGCUGCGAGUUCAACCUGGAGUGCCAGAACGUCAUGGAGAGGGGCUUCAACAAGAUUCGUUCCAUCAAGAUUCAGAACGGAGUGUGGGUGGGAUUCGAGUACCCAGAGUUUCAGGGACAGCAGUAUAUCCUGGAGAGGGGAGAUUAUCCUUGCCAUGAGUCCUGGAGCGGGAACAUCGGCAUGAGAACUGAGCACAUACUUUCCUUCAGACCUAUCAAGUGUGCUAACCACACUGACAGCAAGGUGACCCUGUACGAGUGUGAGGACUUCCAGGGCCGUAACUUUGAGAUUUGCGAUGACUACCCCUCCCUACAGGCCAUGGGUUGGUGCAGCAAGGAGGUUCCCUCUAUCAAAGUCAACUCAGGAGCCUGGGUGGCCUACCAGUUCCCAGGAUAUCGAGGCUACCAGUACAUCCUGGAGAGAGACAGACACCAAGGAGAGUACAGAAACUACAACGAGUUCGGCACCCAAGCUCACACCAACCAGGUGCAAUCCAUUCGUAGGAUUCAGCACUAGAUCUUCUCUUGCCCGCCUGAAACAACGUAAAAGAAAAAAAAAAAAGAAAGAAAAAAAAAGAAACUUCCUUUCUAAUUGCUUUCUCACCUUGAACCCUGAACAGACCUGUGUCACAGAGCAGUAGACUAACUUAAUCUGAGGCUCUGGAUGUUUGGAUAUACAGUUCUACAACCAUGCUAAAGCAUGUUCUUGAAAUAGGAAAUAAAGGUUUUUCUUCCAAACUA